UUCUCAAUUAUAUACAUAUAUAAGCGUAUUCUCAUAGUUAAAAUAUGCUUUUUCUCAAUUAUGUACAUAUAUAAGCAUAUUCUUAUAGUUAAAAUAUGCAUGUAUGCAUUAAAGAGUGGAUUUCUUUCCAACAUGUUGAUUUAUCACGCGUUAUAGCACCUUUGUAUCUCACAAUUGAAGCGGAGACAACCGCAUGAUGUCAUAAAUAUUAACAAGUUUCGUAAUUACGAGUCAUGUGGGAGCAAACGUGGAAUCGAGAAUGUAUUAGCAUUAUCGCCAUUUGUGUUAAUAUAAAUGUGCCGAUCGCGACACUCGAAUCUAGCGCUUAUUCAAGAGUACACACGUCGUUGUGCAAAUAUGUUUGUGAAAAUCCACCUCUUUAUUUCGAUAAUAGGUGCAAGUGUCGGUGUAUAUACAACAAUCAGCAGUAAGGCUAACAAUGUUACAUUCAAGUAUAUGAAGGGAAUUGAAGGGGAGAGUGAUUUACAUCAAUGUAAACCUUACGAGGUAUGUAACGUAAUUCACGACCGAUUUUGGAUGUCCGGCUUGACAGAGAGACUUUGUCGUUGUCCUCAUGGACAAGAAUGUCCUUGGCAAUGGACGAAAAUCAUUGAUAAUUCAUCCUUAUCACUUAAUAACAAAUCAAUUCUAAAGUUUUGUACACAAAUAAUGGAAGAAUUAGAGAUUUGCGCGCAUAGACAAGAGGCAGUGAUAGUGUUUGGAGAAAGUGAUUUAAGUAACACCUAUAUAAUACCAUAUAAUGUAACAAUAAAUUGCAUAUGUCCCCAAACACAUUAUUGGAAGCUACAAAAAUAUACGUAUGAAGAAUAUGGUCUCACUCAAGUAUUCAAAUGUGUCAAGAAAAGAAGGUGUGAGACGUUGGACUUUUGCGGCUACAUACGAUCUGAUCUGUAUUCGACGUAUUAUAGAUGCACAUGCCCAGAAAAGCAUAUAUGCAUUUUCGAGGAUCAGACACAAGUAAAUAUACAGGAAUUGCUCUAUUCUGGACCAGCUUACAUGGCUUACUGUCAUCGUUUGUAGAGAUACAAAGAAACUUGUUAUUAAAAUUACAAUGUCAAAAGAUAAUAUUACAUGCAACUUACCUGUGACGAUUGAUCACUCAUAGCUCGCAAUGAUGGUAAUAAUUCUACUUGAAACCGAUCAGGCCAUAAAACUCGAGUAACAAGACCAGCUCUUAACGCUUCGCUCGCCGUUAAGGUCCUUCCACCCAAAAGAAGUUCGCUCGUCUAUCAAAAUGUAGAUACGCUUUGUUUUCCCUUCUUUUUUUCAUGUUUACAAAAACUGCUUAAAACUUACAAUUGCACUGCCCAGUAUGUGUGAAAGGGUAAAGACCGCAGCUCCUUCAGCGAUUUGUCCUAAUUUCCCAUAAGGGGUACAAAAUGUCGCUUUAUCGCUAGCAAUUACAAGAUCGAAGAGAGGCAACAUUGUCACUCCGAGU
Messenger RNA from Camponotus floridanus (Florida carpenter ant), 1459 nucleotides. RefSeq lists its product as uncharacterized. Lineage: Eukaryota; Metazoa; Arthropoda; Insecta; Hymenoptera; Formicidae. The record is from RefSeq and is a predicted model, not a curated record. Bases 295 to 1041 code for a protein of 248 amino acids. The transcript is spliced from 5 exons.